Rhizophagus irregularis DAOM 181602=DAOM 197198 is the source of this 1084-nucleotide messenger RNA. RefSeq lists its product as uncharacterized. Lineage: Eukaryota; Fungi; Glomeromycota; Glomeromycetes; Glomerales; Glomeraceae. Gene Ontology annotation, molecular function: protein binding. The record is from RefSeq and is a predicted model, not a curated record.
AUGGAAUAUAAUCUUGAAGAAAUUCAUUUUUUAUUAUUAUGUAUUAAAUUUGGAUUAAAAGAUGAAAAAGAAUUAAAUAAUUUAUUUAAUUAUUAUAAAUAUUUGGAAGAAAAAGGAAAUGUUUUGGCUCAAAUGAAUUUAGCUUAUUGUUAUUUAUCAGGUAUUGAAACAAAAAUAGAUAUUCGUAUGGUAUUUAAUUUAUAUUUCAAAUCUGCUAUGAGUGGAAAUUCGAUAGCACAAAAUUAUUUAGGUUAUUAUUAUAAAAAUGGAAUUGGAAUAAAUAAAGAUGAAAAGGAAGCAUUUAAAUGGUAUUUGAAAUCUGCAGAAGGAGGAAAUCAUAACGCUCAAAUUAAUCUAGGAAUUUGUUAUCGACGUGGUAUUGGAAUAAAUGAAGAUAAAAAGAAAGCAUUUGAUUGGUAUUUAAAAUCUGCAGGAGGAGGAAAUCGUGAUGCACAAAAUGAGAUAGGAAAUUGUUAUUAUUUUGGUAAAGGAGUUGGUAAAGAUUAUGGUAAAGCGUUUAAAUGGUAUUUAAAGUCCACUAAUGAUCACGAUCAACAAAAUAUCAGAAAUGAUUUGGAAAGUUGUCAAAAAAAUGUCAUCUCUAAUAAUAAAAAUUAUCAAUAUCGAUAUGAAGAAAAGAUAAAUUGUGAAGAGAAAUCAAUAUUUGAAUUACAUUUAAAAUCUGCUGAAGAAGGAGAUAGUAAUUCACAAAUUGAAUUAGGUAAAUGUUAUUUUUUUGGUAAAGGAGUUGAUAAAAAUCAUAAUAAAGCAUUUGAAUGGUAUUUAAAAUCAGCCAAUAAAGGUAAUCAUAUUGCUGAAAAUGAAUUGGGUAAAUUAUAUUAUUUUAUUGAUAAAAAUUUUGAUAAAACAUUUGAAUGGUAUAUGAAAUCAGCUGAAGGAGGAAAUUCUGAUGGACAAUAUAAUUUAGGAUUUUGUUAUCAUUGUGGAAUUGGAUGUAAAAAGAAUAUUGAAAAGGCUGGUUAUUGGUAUAAAAAGGCUUCAGAUAAUGGUUCAUUGAAUGCAAAAAAUGUUUUAGAUAAUAGUAGUCUCUUUCUUUUUAUGAAGAAAUCAUCAUCAUCUGUAA